CUUAUUACUCUCUUCUUUCUUAUACUACCAUUUACUAUUUGAUAUUUGAAUUCAGGCAGUUAUGUGCACCUACAGUGCGAACAUGGCCACUGUAUAUGCCACUUUACUUACCAGUCUGAUGAUAGAGGUUAUAAUUCAACUACGUCUAAUAGAAGAGACCUUGCAGUACACCACUGACAGUGAUGGGUUAAAACGGUGUAUCGAACGGCAUGCCCAGGUUUUACUGUUCUUCAAAAAGGUGCAGAGCCUAUGUGGGCUGGGAAUAUCUUUCAUUUUGUCUUGUGGAGUGUUUAAUAUGUGCACUAGUAUGUCGCUGCUUCUACAGGUCCAGCGUUCAGAUAUGUUGUUUAUUCUACCCUAUAUCAUUGUUAUCCUCACGAUUAUAGCGAGAAGAUGGCGUAUGCAAUAUAUGACUCUGGAUGGGUAGAUGGUGAUAUACGACACAAAAAAUUGACAAAUCUGUUUAUUUCACUAAACAGACAGCCACUGGCUAUACGUCUAUGUGGUGGAAUAAGCAUCGCAUCGUUGCCACUUUUCGUUAGGAUCAUCAAAUCAACCUAUUCUGCCUUUACCAUAUUACAAACGUUUCAGUAGCUGUGGACAUCUACUCUUGUGAUGUGAAUCAGAUCCUGUGCAUUUUAUAAAUUUUAUUAUAC
Molecule: messenger RNA, 656 nt
Organism: Acanthoscelides obtectus
Lineage: Eukaryota; Metazoa; Arthropoda; Insecta; Coleoptera; Chrysomelidae
Source: the annotation of a GenBank genome assembly